Aspergillus pseudotamarii is the source of this 444-nucleotide messenger RNA. RefSeq lists its product as uncharacterized. Bases 88 to 363 code for a protein of 91 amino acids. The record is from RefSeq and is a predicted model, not a curated record. NCBI's taxonomy places the organism in Eukaryota, Fungi, Ascomycota, Eurotiomycetes, Eurotiales, Aspergillaceae. The transcript has 2 exons.
CAGAAUCCGACUCCAUCUUCUCUACCACACCAAGCCUGGUUCUUUCGAGGCCCUAAAUAUCAUCCCACAAGUCAAUACAACAGCAACAUGCAAAUCAAGUCCCUCUUCGUCGUCCUCACAGGCCUGAUGGCCUUCGCCGCAGCGGCUCCCGCGGAAGCUGAAGCCAGAGAUACUGCGAACGUUCAAGCCAGAAAGUCCUGGACUGCGGAAGGUGGUUGCAAGACAGACUGGGCUGGUCGCUGCAACGCACAAUGUAUCGGUGAGGGUGUGAGGUCUCAUGGAUGCAAGAAGGGCGAUAUCAGCUCUGGCAUUGAAUCGUCCCACUGUGUUAUUGGCUGGAAUAUCUGCAAGUGCUCUUGCUAGAUAAGCUGGAGUGUCUUUUCUACAGGAGGUCAACUUGGGGUAAGGGCGAAGGAUGCUUGCUUGGUCCAGGUUUGCUUUGAG